Messenger RNA from Ciona intestinalis (vase tunicate), 2466 nucleotides. The record is from RefSeq and is a predicted model, not a curated record. Lineage: Eukaryota; Metazoa; Chordata; Ascidiacea; Phlebobranchia; Cionidae.
CAAGGUGUUGACGUCAUAAUACGCAUGAACUUUGCACAGGGUUCAAACAAUCAGGGAUUCCGCAACACCAACAAUCGACGCUUCUACGCGCGAUUGUGUAAUUAUGACGUCAUAGAGGAUUGCGGCGUGCAACAAUACUGAUUGUUAAAUAGGCGACGAUUGGUUUGUUGGUUAGUUUGCUUGUGUAGUAGCAGGGGUAGGUAAGUAGGUACAUACACAUACCUAGUGUUGUUUAAUAUAGUUAGUACAUUAUAAGCGGUUGGUUUGGUUUGUAAUAACAGAGAAUAUAUUCAUAUUUUAACAUACGACACUUCUACUGAUGGCGGAAUGAACCUAAACGUCGGCGGGAGAAAGUUUAUUUUGAAACCAAAACAACUUGACCGACUUCCACGCAGCAGACUCGCAAAGCUUUAUAAAACCAAAUCCCGAACUCCGGCGAGCUUGGCGCUUCUUUGCGAUGACGUCAGAUUUUAUGACGUAAAAAAUAAUGAUGUCAAAGACAGUGACGUAGGCACCGAAUACUUUUUCGACCGAGAUCCGGAGUCGUUUCUUUAUAUUAUGGCGGCUUACAGAGGAGCUUCCAUCCAUGCCCCGAAAUCUGUAUGCGCGAUGCGGUUGAGCGAGGAGAUGAAAUAUUGGGAAAUUGACUUAUGUUUGCUCGAUGCUUGUUGUACAGAGAGGUUAGAGACCGCCACAACGCUCACUGGUCUCAACAUGAAGAAUAUAUCGCAGAAGAUGGAGCAGUAUUAUUUAAAGCAGGAAGAAAUCAAAUUUCUACCCAAGAUGACGUCAUGGGAUGACGUCACUUAUAAUUUGCACACGCUUCGACUACGAGCUUGGUCUGUAGUGGAAGAUCCGUCAUCGUCUAUCAUUGCGAAGAUCUGGACUCUGACGUCAGUCGCCUUCAUUAUUAUAUCGCUCGUUUGUUUCGUAACCGGGACAGUCCCUGGGUAUUAUGAAAAAGACGCGCAUGGACAAGAACACGAAAUAGAAUCGUUGGCUACGAUAGAGAAGGUGUGCAUGGUAUGGUUCACCAUCGAAUACAUAACACGGCUCAUAGUUGCUCCAGAGAAGGUUUAUUUUAUCCGGCAGAUCCUGAACGUGAUCGACCUUCUUACAAUUAUUCCGUUCUUCAUCCAACAGUUUAAACCAGAAGCUGCUAAUGGUAUCCAGACAUGGCAGCAUCUAACACAGGUGUUCCGAAUCAUGCGCGUCUUAAGAAUAUUCCGCCUUGGACGUCACUCGAAUGGAUUGAAACUAUUAUGUGUGACAUUAUAUCAGAGCUCCAAUGAGUUAAUCAUGUUGUCCAUAUUCCUUAUGAUUGGAAUCGUGAUGCUGGCAACACUAGUUUUCUCGUUCGAAAGCCACGAUCUUUUCCCCAACCUUGGGGAAGCAUUAUGGUUUGCUGCUGUUACUAUUACUACUGUGGGGUAUGGGGAUAUUGUGCCUGAGACAAUUGCAGGCAAAGUUGUAACCUCCACUUCUUUCCUUGUUGGUGUGAUCGCCAUAGCGAUGCCAAUUCAUCCAAUUAUUUCUAAUUUCUCAAAUUGUUACCGAACACAACGUGAGAUGGAAAAUGCAUUUAAGAGGGCGCUUAAAGUACAGAAAAAAGACCAAGAAAGAGACAAGCAAAGAAAAUCCAAAACUUCCCUCGUCGCAUUGACACCACAGGCUUUAUUAAGUGAAUGUGAUGCCACCACCACGGACACAGAUACUGAUAUGGUCCUUACAAACUUUCAUAAAGCUGAAAGAGAAAGAAGGUACACUUUUGCUGCAAUUGGUGAAAACCGUAGCUUAUCCAGAUGUAAAAGUGGAAAGAGGUUGAGCCUUGCGAGGAAAAAGAGACAAUCAUGUGUCGGGAGUUUGGUGGCAAACUCUGUGUUUUCCGUGUCCGCUGGGUUGGAUUUAUCUGACCAUGAUAAAAAGGAGGAUGUUUGUUACUGUAUAUUCUGUACAGAUGCGGAUGAUGAAUGAAUAUGUGUGUUAUUGAAUUAAUGGAUGGAUCUUAUUUAUCCUCACGUGGCAGGGUAACCAGAGUCAUUAUUACACGGGUGUUCUGUUUCAUACACCUCAUGUCCGCUCACAAGUUACCACGUAUGUAACUUAUUUAUCCUUGCAUGGCUGGGCAAGGAUAGUCGUUAUGACACGGGUGUUCUGUUUCAUACGAAUCGUGCACACUUAUGAAUUACCCCGUAUGUGACUUUGUAAAGGAUUUUUUGGGUGUAAGGUGUAUGGAUGCAUUAUGUGUGUCUGAUGUAUAAGACACCCAUGUUAUAACUCAACAGUGAGCAUUAGGUGUAUUUGCUGUUCGAUACAAACCUCAUAUAAACUGCCAUUUUUAAAUCAGAGUCGUAGAGAAAGGUAUUUCUAUUGCUCUGUUUCAAAUCUCCGCGUUUGUGUCGAAAGCGCCAGUAUUUUUGUCGAAACCACCGAACAUGUGCGCUCAAAUAAAAUAUAUACAAAGUU